Glossina fuscipes is the source of this 1649-nucleotide messenger RNA. Its product is annotated as protein-lysine N-methyltransferase CG9154. Gene Ontology annotation, biological process: methylation. The transcript is spliced from 4 exons. Gene Ontology annotation, molecular function: nucleic acid binding; protein-lysine N-methyltransferase activity. The coding region runs from base 908 to 1564 and encodes 218 amino acids. The record is from RefSeq and is a predicted model, not a curated record. NCBI's taxonomy places the organism in Eukaryota, Metazoa, Arthropoda, Insecta, Diptera, Glossinidae.
ACAAAUAACAGAGAGAACUAAUAUAAUAAAAUUGCUAUUCCAUUAACAGUCACUGAAAGGCUUGUCCUUUUAUUCCUGUUACUUAUAUUCAACGAAGUUCUGUUAAAGACUUUUUUGUUGACAUUAUGCUAUAUCAAAAGUCUAGGAACAGGAAUAUUUCUAAUUAAAAACAAUUUAUAUUGUGCUCAUAAUUAAUUUAUGUUUAAUAUAGCAUUUUUGCAUAAUUCUGUGCAAUUUUCAGUACUACGCCUUAUUUAUUUUAUAUGGUUACUCAGUAUACAUUCGAGGCUGCAAUCUCUAGCUUAAGCAGUUAAGCAGUUUAGAUUUGUCUAUUGUUUGUGCGAUUGGCGUACUCUAAAUUUUUUGGAUUGUUGGGUGGAGAUGGACUAAGCCAAUGGAUUUGUUACUUACAAGUCCAGAUAAUAAAAUGUCGUAAUUUUCUUCAGAAAUAUGUAUAAAACGCGACAAAAAAAAGAGAGGGGUUUACAACUAAGGCCGGUAUGAUUGUAGCUAUGACUAAAUUGACAUGCCGACGGGGCAUGAGUUUCGAAUUUCGAAUUUGUGCUCAAUAAGACGCUUAGCAAACAGUCCAGUAAGCGUCGCGCGCGACCAAUUCUUUACCCUAUUUUCAAAAAAAUGAUAAUUCUUUACCCUAUUUUCUAAAAAAUGAUAAUUCUUUACCCUAUUUUCUAAAAAAUGACUUGUACAUCACAUAUUAUCCAAAACGUUUGUUUGUAAGUUGAUUGAAAACAUAAUCUAUUUAUAAUGUUUUAGAUAGACUUUCUGGUUAGUUCGUUUCAGUUCAGAGUUGCAUUUUUGCUAUGCAAUUGUUAAUUUUCAUUAUUUUGUUUAACUCUUCUUUUUGUGCUAUGUGGAAGUUCGGACACAAUAAAAAUAAAAGCUGAUUAUGGAAGACGAGGAUUUAUCUUUAUCGCCGGGUACAUUAGCCAUUUUGAAUGAAUUUCUUAAGGAAAAAGCUGAUCGUGAACGUGCAGAGCUCGAAAAAAUAAAAAACAAAAAUUAUAAAGAUUUACAUUUUCAAGAAGAUUGGCAAUUGAGCCAAUUUUGGUAUAGCUGUGAAACUACAGAUGUCUUCGGAAAGGUAGUUAAACAACUGCUUCAAGCAGCGGACGAUGCUUCUUUCCAUAUAGCUCUAUUAUCUUGUCCCUCUUUAUAUAAAUCAGUCAAAGAGAUUCAUGAUACGGUGCAAAUCUUUGAGUAUGAUAAACGCUUUGCCGCUUUUGGGGAAGAUUUUGUUUUUUAUGAUUUUAAUGAGGGAUGUGAAGCUAAUAAUUUAAAAAAAUUUUCUCAUCAAUACGAUUUGAUAAUAGCCGAUCCUCCGUUCCUCUCAGAAGAGUGCAUAGUCAAUAUGUGCAAAAUCAUCGAGUUUCUCUUAAAACCUUCUGGGAAGGUUAUUUUUUGUUCGGGUGUUUUAGUGGAACCUUGGCUAUGCUCUUAUCUACCCGUUAAAAAGUGCAAAUAUCAACCACAACACGAGCGCAACUUGGGCAACGAAUUCGCUUCUUAUGCUAAUUUUGAUUUAGACCAUUAUAUUAUAAGGUGACUGUCUUAAGAAAUGAACAAAAGGUUUUUUCUUUUUGCAGGCUAAAGUUUAAAUGUAAUAGGUUUACUAAACAUUAACAAACAUU